Talaromyces proteolyticus is the source of this 631-nucleotide messenger RNA. RefSeq lists its product as uncharacterized. NCBI's taxonomy places the organism in Eukaryota, Fungi, Ascomycota, Eurotiomycetes, Eurotiales, Trichocomaceae. The coding region runs from base 21 to 560 and encodes 179 amino acids. The record is from RefSeq and is a predicted model, not a curated record. The transcript has 4 exons.
CAAUAAGUCUCAAGAGCUCAAUGGAGUUAGUUAACACUUAUUUUCUUCAGAGCACGGUGUAUGCACCGAACAGCUCGUUACCCGUGCUUCACUACAGAAAUGUACUUCCAUAUCCCGCAACAGAAGAGAAUGUGACAUCUUUUCUUACUGCACAUAAGUGGGAGAAACGGGGUACUUGGGGUCAUAUUCCAACCCGACACUUUCAUCCAAACAGUCAUGAAUGCUAUGGCAUAUUUCGAGGCUCAUCAACUAUCGUUCUUGGCGUAGGAGGAGGCGAUGAGUCAGGCGGGCUUCGAGUACGGGUUCAAGCAGGUGAUGUGAUAGUCCUUCCUGCUGGGACGGCGCAUAGUAUGGCCGAUAGUACAGAAGAUUAUAGAUAUAUUGGCGUCUACCCAGAGGGUUGUCCUCGGUGGCGGAACGAGUUGGGUGAGAAGCCCAUUAGUUUGGCCGAUUUAAGAAAGGAGAUUCAAUCAGUUGGUUUUCCAAAACAGGAUCCUGUAUUUGGAACCCACGGACCAAUGAUGAGGCUAUGGGAUUUGGAUGUAAAAUCGCGACUUUAAGGUCCCAAGUUUAAAACUAAACAACAUCAAUUGAAAUAUAAGAAAUUACAAGCCUAGCUAUAUACAAAGCC